Molecule: messenger RNA, 1274 nt
Organism: Pollicipes pollicipes
Lineage: Eukaryota; Metazoa; Arthropoda; Thecostraca; Pollicipedomorpha; Pollicipedidae
Exons: 4
Coding region: 56-1000 (314 amino acids)
Source: RefSeq, a predicted model, not a curated record
UGCGUCGAAUAAGUAAGCCGAUUAAUUUAUAACGUUCGUUUCCGGCAGGAGUCUGAUGGUGUCCUCCUGUCGGGACUUGGUGUACGAGUACAGUUCGAGCGAAGAGUCGGAGGGCUCGCGGAAGCCGUGUCGACCCUCGGUGGGGCGGUGUCUCAGCGCCGCCACGUCGGAGACCACCCUGCCCCCCGCACGACGGUCCGCCAGCCCGUCGCCGCCUGGCGGCGGUGUCUUAAGCUCCAGUAGCAACAUCUACCGACAGAGAGCAGCAGGGGUAUCGCGACGCUCGGCCGCUCCGUGCCUGAGCAGGCAGAAGCGGGCUUCGGUGCCCAGCCUCGUGGCUCCCCGCAAACAGCUGGAGAAGGAGUUUGGGGGCGGCAGCAGCACCGGCAGCUCUUCGCUCUCAAACCUAACAUCUACGCUCACCAGAGAGGGCCAGCUGCUGCCGGCGCUGCUGACGGGCCUGCAGCGGGCCUCUGUAGGUCUGAGGCAGACCUCGGCCCGUGUCACGGACCUGGAAGGCCGGCUGGGCGGCACCGAGAGGAACAUGACAGCCGCCAGAGCCGACAUGGCCAGGAUACAGGACAAUGUAACGUCCCUGCAGAUCAUCGUGGCAACAACUAGUGGCAAGAUGGCUGCUUUCGCCGAAAUGUUCCAAACAGUGGAUGAACAACUUCAGAAUAUGUGGAUGGAGAUGGAAGCCGUCAACGCCAACGUGCACCACGUGAUGCACAAGACGCUGGAGCACCAGCGCCAGAACGAGAAGCUGUUCGGCCAGCUGGAGGCGCUGCGGGACCAGCUGCUGGAGCGGCGGCAGGGACGGGACGCUCCCGGCUCCGCUGUCACCAGGGGACGCCACCGUCCGCAGCCGCCCGAGGGCGUCCAGACGGAGGGGACAAUGGGACCGGCGGCGGCGGCGGCCGGCGCCCGGGCCGUUGGAGUGGAGAGCACGUGCGAUCUCAGCGCCGUCGAUGACCUCCUGUCCAACACGCUGGUCAUAUGACGAGCGGGGCGUGACCUCAGGAGGCUGGCGGUGCAGCCAGGGACCCAGCGCAGCCGCGGUACUGAUCACAGACUGGCAGCAGCGAGGCCGGCCGGUGCCAAUGCAUUUCCGCAGCCACGUUCCAAUAAUGUUAAUAGCGCGUAGUCACUUGUGGUGGGGCCAGUGUGAAGUUGUUUUGCGUUCCACCUGAGACAUUACCAAGGUUACAUUUAACUGGAAGUCGUUGCAGCCACCUGCUGAAACGAUGUGCAUGCUUUCCAGCGAGUAAUUGGUC